AUUAACAGAAUAAGAAAUAUUUUAUUAGAAUCUUUUGUUUGGAAUUGUAAGUUUGAAAUUCGUUGAACCCUUUAGAGGAGUGGUUAUUUGACAAAUUGUAAAGGAGAAAGAAAUGUAGUCAGAUUGAAAAGUUUUUGUAAAUUCUGCACCAUCAAUCGUUUUCAAACAGUUAUCUGUCGCAAUGAUUUAGACAAAAGGUAUGUUUCUAGUACCUGGAAAAUCUUGUUUGGAAGGAACUUUGCUGAGAUGUGGAAUGCCCUGGCAGAUAUUAGUUAUGUAUUCUUAUCACAUUGACAUUGUUGCAAGAUAUUGUAUAAUUCCAUUGCAGUAUGUUGUCCACAUAGGAAUGCUUCUUUUUGAGUCAUUGGCUCUAAACGCAAACGUACCUGACUUUGAGUCAUCCAGAAACUUUCUUGUGACUACUACUCUCCUCAGGGAAUGUUAGGUUGAGUUUUUACUAUGGCUACUCCGGUAUAUUUUGAUAUAUGCAAUAUUUGGAUAGUUAACAAACACAAAAAGUUAUAACCUCAAACUUUGCCAUUCAUUGACUGGGUCUACACACAAGUGCCAAGGAUUAUAUCGAGUCAUUGAGUAUUAGAAAACAUACAAAUAGGGACACAAUUUACGGGGUAAAGUUUAGAGUACUGUUAAAGUAAAGGAGCUCAUAGAGAGAGUAUCUCAAACGGUUGCUGAAAGAUUGAAAGUUGCAAAGAUCGUCCCUUUCCAGAUUCAACCCUAUAGUUCUCUUCAAAUGAAAGUCAACAGUGAAAAGUUAUAAGAGUAUUCGUUAAUAGCACUGUUAGAUCAUUUAUGUUUCUAGUUUCCAAAAAAAGAAGAAGAAGCAGAGCAGUCUUUCUACUACAAGAGCUUAAGUUCCAUUGUUUCCUAAUUUUUUGUUUUAUAAUUAUCCAUUCGAAGAACCCACCACUUGUCAUCAUAACAAGGUAAAUGUCCAUCGGCAAUCUUACCUAGUUAUACAGUAUUGAAAAGAAUGAGACUUUCUGCCGAUUUGAACAACGCUAUGUGUACGAUUGCAAUCUUGCUUUAGCAAUGUUAUCUUUUUUUGCAAGAGUUUGCUAAAUGGGAAUGUUUUAAAAUCAUCUAUAAAAAGAAUUGUAAAAGGAUUGCUCAGAUGUUUCUGCU
Molecule: messenger RNA, 1143 nt
Organism: Galdieria sulphuraria
Lineage: Eukaryota; Rhodophyta; Bangiophyceae; Galdieriales; Galdieriaceae
Exons: 2
Coding region: 200-445 (81 amino acids)
Source: RefSeq, a predicted model, not a curated record